AUGUCCCACACCAUCAGGAGCAUGCCCAGGAGACGUGCUUCUCCAGGGGCACCCCCAGGAUGGCUGAACCGGGAGCCCCCAUCCUGGCCACCUCAGUGCCGUCUGUGCUCCCCCACCCCUGCCCUCCCCUCCUCCAUCAACUCCAAUGUUAAGAAAGCUGAGCCGGAGGCAGUGCUGAGCCGGAUAUGCAGCAACUCCCUGCAUUCCUCCUUGACGGCACCUGGUGAAGCCACAGCAGCCACCACGGAGAGGGUGCAGGACCCACCGCCGGGCCCACCGUGUCCCCUUGCCGGGGCAGCCUGGGCCCCCCACGCCCCCCGCGGCCCCCCCCAGGGGUGCUUUGCCUGCAUCACCAAGCCGCCCGCCCUGCAGCCCGCGUCGCCCAUCCUGGCACCUGCCUCUGCUGGGUACCUCAUGGAGAGCAAGAGCUGCAAAGGGGAUAGCCUGCGACCGGCUCUUCAGUGCAAGCACUUGGUAGAGAAGAAGACGAUGACCAAUCCCACCACAGUGAUCGAGAUCUACCCAGAUACCACCGAGGUGAACGAUUACUAUCUCUGGUCCAUCUUCAACUUUGUCUACCUCAACUUCUGCUGCCUCGGCUUCAUUGCCUUGGCCUACUCACUGAAAGUCCGGGAUAAGAAACUCCUCAAUGACUUAAACGGAGCAGUUGAAGAUGCCAAGACAGCCCGGCUUUUUAACAUCACCAGCUCAGCCCUUGCCACCUUCUGUAUCAUCCUUAUCUUUAUCUUCCUGCGAUAUCCACUCACUGACUACUAGAGUGAGGCCAGCAGCAACAACAGCUGCAAAAUGCCUCUACACUGAAAGCGUCUGCAGUUAUUACCUGUAGCAAGGACACAAAAACAACACUCCACCUUGACUGCAAAAAAAAAAAGUAAAUACGUAACUAAAAAUUAAAUGAAUUUA
This is a messenger RNA of Rhea pennata, 924 nucleotides long. RefSeq names its product interferon induced transmembrane protein 10 (gene IFITM10). The record is from RefSeq and is a predicted model, not a curated record. The transcript is spliced from 4 exons. Gene Ontology annotation, cellular component: plasma membrane. Lineage: Eukaryota; Metazoa; Chordata; Aves; Rheiformes; Rheidae. The coding region runs from base 1 to 777 and encodes 258 amino acids.